Messenger RNA from Manis pentadactyla (Chinese pangolin), 3375 nucleotides. RefSeq names its product dynein axonemal intermediate chain 3 (gene DNAI3). Gene Ontology annotation, molecular function: dynein heavy chain binding; dynein light chain binding. Gene Ontology annotation, biological process: cilium movement involved in cell motility; inner dynein arm assembly. Gene Ontology annotation, cellular component: inner dynein arm. The transcript has 23 exons. Bases 527 to 3205 code for a protein of 892 amino acids. Lineage: Eukaryota; Metazoa; Chordata; Mammalia; Pholidota; Manidae. The record is from RefSeq and is a predicted model, not a curated record.
GGACCGGUUCUUGGGAGGGCUCCAGAUCGCCGCUGGGGUGAGCGGAGCAGCUGCCCUGAGCGAUCCCAAGCCCUCAAUCUUCAUACCCUGCUGCUAGAGACCACACUCUAGAAGGACCCUCCUUUGGAUACGAGCACGAACCAAGCCUGUCAUACCUGGAGACAGACCGGGCCACUGCCCUCAACAUACCUACACACAAACUCCUUCCUUGUAGCGGCAAACUGCGGGUCUCGCACAGUUUCAGGGUGCUUGACGUAAUCACUACAGCAACCAAUCACAAGCCUGUUCUGAAAACAGUGCGAGGGAGUGGACACUGUAUUGGUGGUGGUGCUUUGUCAAUCUCAGCAGAGGCACCUCCUUUUUUCUCUUAGCAACGGAAGCGUCAUAGCAACAGCCUGAGGCUGCGGUUUGCGUACCGAAAGAGAAGUCAAACUCCAUCUCCAGAUCUCAAGGAGUUUUUCUCCAGGGUGCUGCAAAGAGGCCUCUUUUCCCUCCAGUUCGGCAGAUGUCAGCUUAAAUCAGAGCCAUGGCUCCAAAAUCUCCAAAACAAAAAAGCCCAGGUGGCCGGAAAAAGGCAAAACACAGUAAAAAUAAACCAACGCUACCUGUUAGAGAAGAAGCAGAACCUAUGAAUAUGGAGAGCAUGGGUCAUCCAGAAAUUUAUCCAUUAUUGUUAACUACCAAGACCCAGGAAAUAUUUAACUGUCGAAUAGAUGAAGAUAUCACAGAUGAGCAACCUUAUAUACUUAUCAAAAAAGAAGCUAUUUUUGCAGACUUUGAAAACAGAGGUGCAAUAUCUGACUUCCACCCAGUCAAAAAAAUUAUCCAGGAAUAUCCUGGAGAUGAGCUUCUGGUCGUUUAUGACAAAGACUUCAAAUAUGGACUUAACUUUUACCUUAUUGGAACUGAAGAGGGCAAGGAAAACUAUUUAAAUGCCCCACAAGUACCAGAAGAACAGGAAGAAUAUAAAGAGCACAUUCCUGAAGACUUAUUUGUUUAUAAGCCUCCUAUCUCUAAACCAUGGGUUUCUUUGGGCAGUGAAAAAGAAAUUGAGGCAGAAUCGGUUAAAGAAUCUACAAAGCAGAUUACGUAUAUGAUUUCUCGACAAAGAAGUGAAUUUGGUGCACCAGUUCACUUCAGUGACCAGAAUGCUUCCAGUGUAAAAGAUGCCUAUACUGAAUGUACAGCCUACCCAGAUAAAAAUUUUACCCUUAAACAACUUGAGAAAGAUGUUGGCAUGCAAGCAGUUCCCAAAGUCAAGGACACAAGUACUCAGACAAGAUGGCCAUAUCCCAAAAAUGCUACUACACAAUAUUAUCCAAGAGAAUUUUCAGAAGGGGAAAAGGAGACACUCGGACAAUCAAAGUCUUUGAUUGACUUUCUUAACAACGCAUCCAUAAGUGUUGAAAUAGCCUUGCAACAAAAUGAGAUCAUGAACACAUUUAUUAAUGACUGGAGAUGCCUGGCAGAAGAUGAAGGCACCUUUGAGGACAAGACUGAUACCCACCUGAAGGAGUACCAGUCCUUCACCGACCUUCACAGCCUAACAGAGAAAAUGAUCACCUGCGUCUCCUGGCAUCCGACUAUCUAUGGGCUCAUGGCUGUGUCAGUGGCUGUACGACUCUCCUUUGAAGACAGAGUCCACUUUUCUGGUAAAUUAUUGCUGCAGCCAUCACUGAUUCUUUUCUGGAGUUUCUCUGACCCCAUUCAUCCUCAGUUAAUGCUGGAGAGCCCAGAUGACAUCUUCUGCUUCCAGUUCUGUCCGAGUAACCCUAAUAUCAUUGCUGGAGGCUGCAUAAAUGGACAGAUUGUCAUGUGGGACAUUACUGCAUAUGCAGACCGCAUAGAAAACAUCAAGACGGGUGGUAGUGGAAGUAAAAAAGUCACACUCAAGCCCAUGUUUCUUCUUGAACCAGAGAGUAAUAAAGAAGCAACGUAUAUCAGACACUGUGCAGUAUCCUCAAUAGAAAGUGGUCAUAAGAAAGUAAUUACAGAUAUACAUUGGCUGUCUGACACCUUUGAGAUUGACAGACUGGGUUCUGUCUUUGAGAAUCGAAGUGGAUUGUGCUGUCAACUUGUCACGUGUUCAGCAGAUUGCACAAUAUGUUUUUGGGAUAUCAGACCACAGAAAGCUUUAACCCCUCAACCAACAGAGAAAAAGAAAGAAGAAAGUAUUGAAAUUCCUUUUGAUGUACCAUCUACUUUUUUGCAUCUAGAUCUCUCCUGGAAACCUCUCAGUAAGGUCAGGCUAUCUAAAGGUGAAACAAGUUUAGACCACUGCCCAACCAAGAUAAGCUUGAGUGAAGACCAUCUCCUUUACAGAACACAAGACAAAGUGUUAUCUCAGAGCAAAGCCAUAAAGGCAGAAGAAAUAAAACCAUACCAGAAUCUGGAAGGUGGGUUGGUCAAUCAUCUCAAGCCAAUAGAGGAUUUCUGCACAAAGUUUUUUGUGGGAACAGAGGAAGGUGAAGUGAUAUAUACAGAUUGGAAAGUGGAAAGAGACCCUGAAACUGGCCGAUUUAUGACAAAGAAGCCAGCGAACCUCUACACUGUCCAUGAUGGAGCUGUGCACACUGUUCAGAGGUCACCUUUUUACAAGGACAUUAUUCUCACUAUCGGGGGAUGGAAUGUGGCCAUCUGGAAAGAAGGUGUGAUGACUGGACCCCUCCUUCAGUCAUCCUGUGCACCAAAAAGGUACACCUCAGGGCACUGGUCCCUGACAAGGCCAGGAGUGUUCUAUAUUGGCCGAGAAGAUGGAUCCAUCGAUAUCUGGGAUCUUCUGGAGAAAACCCACGAACCAGCCCAGUCACAAAACAUCUGCAUCAGUAUGAUCACCUGCAUCAAACCCCGGACUUUCUCGGCUAAGCAGCAAUUUAUAGCCAUAGCUGAUUAUUAUGGAACACUGUAUAUAUUGGAAAUUCCUUGGACAUUAAGUCACCCUUCCACCAAUGAGGUAUCGAGCAUCAACCACUACUUUGAAAGAGAAGUCAAGCAUCUGGAAUAUGUAGAACAGCGCAGGAAAAUUCGUGAACAAGAAAAGAAAGAAAUGGAACUGGAAAUGGAGAAGAAAAAAGUUAUAGCAUACCAGAAGUCAAAAGAGCAAUUGGAGGCUGAGCUGAAAAUGGACUACGAGAGUUAUCUGGAACUGGAAAAGACCGUCCUCGUCAGCCUCGGUCUAAUCACAGCAUCUGAGACAACGUCAUAAACAGACAUGAUACAGAGAAGCUCUCUGUAGGAGGUCCUGUGGGCUUUGUGGGACUUUUUUUUUUUUCUUUCUAUUCAUUAUUUUUUAUGUAAGGUGAACUAGCAAACUAAAAACAUUUAACAGGUUUAUUUAUAAGUAUUAGGCUUUUAUUUCACUAUUAAAACUUUUGA